AUGGAUGAUGGAAUCGACAUGCAAGAUUUACAUGGUGGUAUGGAUGAUAUCCUAGGUCCAAACGAGGAUUUGCAAGGUGAGCAAGAUGAUGGCAUUCACAUGGAAGUGGACAGUGAACCUGAUGAGUGCAUUCCUAUGAACAAGACAAAGGAUGAUGAGUUUCUGAGUAAGUUGUGCCCAAAGGAGCAAGUCACCCCCCACAGUCCACCUCGUGAAGAUACAUAUGAUCCACCACAAGAAGAUGAGUGUAGAAGAGCAAAGAAGUAUGCAAUUGAACUGAUUGAAGGAACACUAGUGGAGCACUAUGCAAAGUCGUGGUCAUAUGGUGAGGAGAUUAGAAGAUCAAAUCCAGGAUCAACAGUCAAAAUUGAUGUCAUUUCUAUGCCAGAUGGUAAGAAUUAUUUUAGCAAACUUUACUUGUGUUUUGAUGGGCUUAAGCAAGGGUGGAGAGGGAGUUGCAUAAGGUUUAUAAAUUUAGAUGGAUGUUUCUUAAAGGGCUUAUGUAGUGGAGAGCUAAUAUGUGAUGUACGAAGAGAUGCCAAUAAUCACAUAUUUCCAAUUGCAUGGGCAGUUGUCUGUAUAGAGAACAAAGAAAAUUGGAAAUGGUUUUUAGAAAACCUUAGAGAUGACCUUCAACUGGAUAAUGGUUUUGGGUUGUUAGAGGUUGUGAAGGAAAUAUUGCCUACUGCUGAACAUAGGCAGUGUGCAAGGCAUAUUGUUGCCAACUUUAGGAAAAGAUUCAGUGGUGUGCAUUAUGAAACCAUGUUUUGGAAGGCAAGCAAUGCAUCCACUGAGCCUUUAUUUAAUGCUGCCAUGAAGGAGAUUGAAGUGCAUAACCAUGCAGCCUUUGCUUAUCUUAUGGAAACAAACCCCAAAUCUUGGAGUAGAGCAUUUUUUCAAAAGGGAAAGAUGUGUGAUGCAGUGGAGAAUGGCUUAUAUGAGAGCUCCAACAAUGUGAUAAGGGAUGCUAGGAAAAAGCCAAUCAUCACCAUGUUAGAGGAUAUUAGAUUGUAUGUUAUGGAGAGAAUAUACAAUUUAAAGAUUAAAGGUAUUUCAUGGCCUGAUUACAAGCCUUGCCCAGCAAUUACACUCCUACCGAAUCAAUUAAAAAAAGCUCAAAGGUAUUGGCAGGUUUUACCAAGUGGUCUAAACCAAUUUGAAACAAGAAACAUGGUUAAGUCCUAUGUUGUUGACCUGGAUAAAAAGACUUCCACUUUUGCAACUAUAUCAUUUCUCAAUAGAGAUGUUGGUGGUUAUGUUGAUACAAUGUUCUAUGGAGCAGUCUACAAGAACACCUAUAAGUAUCUAAUUCAGGGGAUGAAUGGUAGCAAUAUGUGCCCACCUACUGACUUCAUACCACCUCUUCCACCAAUGAAGAGAAGAAUGCAAGCUGAAAGACCUCAAGUGCAAAAACCUGAAGUUGGUAGGAGGCCCAAACUAAAUGUUAAAAAAAGGAAAACAGGUGUCAAUGAAAAAGGUGAAGGAGCAGGAGGUAUCAAUGAAAAAGGUGAAGGAGCAGGAGGUGUCAAUGAAGGGCAAAAGGGUCAAGGAGAAAAAUCAAUGCAUGAAGGGCAAAAGGGUCAAAGAGCAGAGAUAUUGCUGCUGGAAGGAGAUGUAAAAGAAAGAAAUCGAAGAGAAUCAUAA
Molecule: messenger RNA, 1644 nt
Organism: Lactuca sativa (garden lettuce)
Lineage: Eukaryota; Viridiplantae; Streptophyta; Magnoliopsida; Asterales; Asteraceae
Source: RefSeq, a predicted model, not a curated record